This is a messenger RNA of Peronospora matthiolae, 1971 nucleotides long. The record is from the annotation of a GenBank genome assembly. NCBI's taxonomy places the organism in Eukaryota, Oomycota, Peronosporomycetes, Peronosporales, Peronosporaceae.
AUGCCUCCAGUCUGCACCAACUGCGGCGCCUCGAGCACCACAACCCGCAGCAAGUUCUGCUCCGAAUGCGGCCAGCGCUUCAUACCCACCACCACCGCCACCACUACCACCUUUGACAGCAGCAGCAGCUUCUCCUCCUCUCUCCCCAACGACAUUGCGCCACUCGGUGCCUCUGCGUUCCGCACCCCUUCGUCCGCCUUGGGCAGCCACGCGUACCAGCAUACUCCAGCUAGUACCAGCCACAACCACACGCUACCCCUUGUGGCUCCACCACUCUCCUUUGCUACCGUGGACGCUUCUCCGUUGCCAUCCAAUGGCAAGUCCUUGUCCCCCUCUAGUGCUCUCCGCAAUAGCAGCAAACCAAGCGGCAACGUCCGCAACACUGUGCGGUUCGCCUCCACCAGCAGCUCUUCCACCGAGUCUUUUGCUCCUUGUGACGUGGUACCACCCGCAGCAACUGGAGCUGACGCGCUGCAGCUCUAUGAGCAGUGCGUGCAGACGAUCCGAGCCGCCAAAGGUGGACUCAAUGACCGCGGGGUCAAGGAGUUCAAGCACAAUUGCCGCCAAUUCGGACUUAAGGAGAUCACGGUCGAGCGCUUCUACGCGUCGAUCGUUGCCGAGCUCGGCCCCCAAGGCACGAGCGCGUUCGUCCCGACGUUGGCUCGAUUGGUGCCGGAUGACGAGCGGAGGAAGGAGCUCGUGGAGUUUAAUGCCGUCCAGCAACGACAGGGACUUGAUGAGAGCAGGAGCAGCAGUUUUACUACCAAAAGCAAUAGCAGGAGCUCGAGCUUCCGUGAUCGCAGCAGCAGUGCGGGGCAACGCCCGUCGCAGACUCUUGUGCAGCGGAACUCGAGCAUGACCGAGUCGGACGCUGGCGUUCUGACAAAGAAGGGGCUGCUGAACAAUCGAUACGCGGACCAUCCAAACUGUGACGUGUGCAGUGUCCACUUUGACGUGACGAAGCGACGACAUCAGUGUCGUCUCUGUGGGCAGUAUAUCUGCAGUGCGUGCUCGCCCGUUCGACUGUUGGUGCCUCCUGGUCGAGAGAUUGAAGGUGCGAAGAAGUACGACGCGUCGAUUCCACAGCGCGUGUGUAUCCAGUGUGCCCCGCAGCUGCACCCGCUGCAGGAUGAGUUAGUUGCAAUGUACGCUCAGUCACAGACGGACAACGCCCAUGAAGCUCGGAGUCGGCUCCAUAUUCCGUUUACAAACUCGCUGAACAAAGAGUGCUGUAACGCUGCCGACGUGAUUGGGAAUUUCUUCCGCAACGAAUGGGGAUCAUCAGCUGACCGUGCGAUUCCAGUGGCUUUCCUGCAGAAAGCUCAUGGUCUUGCGGUCAUGACUGUUGUCAAGGCAGGGUUCCUUGUCUCGGGCACCAUUGGCACGGGGUUGGUUGUUGCCAAACUGCCGGAUGGCUCUUGGUCCGCGCCUUCUGCUAUUGGAACGUUUGGACUCAGCGGUGGGUUUGAAAUUGGCGGUGAAUUGAUCGAGGUGAUGAUUAUUCUCGGAUCAGAAGGAGCAGUGAAGGUUUUCCAUAAGCCACAAGUAAGUCUCGGUGCAGGGCUGGACCUUGCCGUGGGUCCAUUUGGUCGAUCAGCACAAGCAGCUGCUGCUGCCAGCUCGAGUGGCUUGAAUGCCAAUUACAGCUAUUCCCACAGUAAGGGACUCUACGCCGGGAUAUCGCUGCAAGGGGCGAUUGUCGCAGCGCGCACGGACAUGAAUCGGAAGUUUUACGGUCGAGACUUGCAGCCAAGUGAGUUGCUGAGUGGCUACGUGGAGCAACCAGCAGCUGCGCGGCCAUUGUAUGAAGCGAUUGAUAACGCGAUGCGAGGCAUUGCGAAUCACAAGGAGGAGCAGCAGCGUCGGUCCGAGGUGAUGGGGGCAUGCCGACUGUGCAAUUGCCCCAUGUACCAGGCCCACACGACGCAAGUGUGGAACAAGAAGUGUAAAUCGUGCAAACACGCACAUUAA